Fopius arisanus is the source of this 1348-nucleotide messenger RNA. Its product is annotated as coiled-coil domain-containing protein 65. NCBI's taxonomy places the organism in Eukaryota, Metazoa, Arthropoda, Insecta, Hymenoptera, Braconidae. The transcript is spliced from 3 exons. Bases 17 to 1348 code for a protein of 443 amino acids. The record is from RefSeq and is a predicted model, not a curated record. Gene Ontology annotation, cellular component: axonemal dynein complex; axoneme. Gene Ontology annotation, biological process: cilium-dependent cell motility; axonemal dynein complex assembly; regulation of cilium movement.
UAGAUAAAAGAUAAAAAUGCCACCGAAGAAAAAAGGCGGGUCAAAAAUGGCUCGAAUGAGCGAAGAAGAGAAAUUGCGGUAUCUUGCGCAUCGGGCGGAGAUAGAGCUCGAGGCAAAACGCCGGAAACAGCAAUUAAUUUCGGUUUUUACAAAGAAUAAAUUGAAACGGGAAGAGACAUUCGCUCGCCUCAACACAGCAAAAAUUAACGAGCAAUGGCGAUUUAUUCUUCGUCAAGUAAAGUGCAAGGAGUUGUACGAGGACCUCGAGUACCUGUGGAAGAAUUUCGAUCGAAUCUUGACCCUGAAGAAUACGAUUAUUCAAAAAUUGUAUGGAGAACUGGAAAAGGCGGAUGUCGAUCAUCGGAGGCUGCAGGAGGCGCAUAUGGAGACCAUUGACUUGUUGAUCCUGAGACAUCAAAUUAGAUUGAAAGGUCUCAAGGAUAAUUACCUUGAAGACGUUAAUCGGGUCGAGAUCGGGGAGAUUGAUGAGAUGAAUUCGGUGAAGGGAGAGUUGAGUGGAGAUUGCAAGCACCUCGAGGCCGUCAUUUUUGCGCAGAAUAAUUUUAUCGAGGGCAGACUUGCUGAGACCAAAAUGAGAAAUGCCGUCAAUACAUUCUCAAUCGAGCAUUCGAAAGACGAGGCAAUAUCGCAGAUAAAACGUACAAUAGGUGGAAAAAUCGAUGAUCUCUGGUGCAGAUUGAACCGAGUGAUAACGGAUUAUCAAUCGAAAAUGCAGAAGAAACGAAAGCAGUACGAAACCCUGAAGUCCCUGGACGAUGCCCAUCACCAAGAGGCGACAAAAUUUCCAAGGCACCAGUCGACUCUUCUGACGACGAUGGAGUCCCUGAAAAAUGAAGAGUCAAAAUUGUGGAACGAGCGAAACCACACGAUCGGCGAAUUGAAAAUUCAAUGGGAAAAUUUGAACAGUCGAAUCUGGAAAUUGAGACAGACAAUCAGAAUGGAUCAGACGAUGGACCGUGGACAGCUGAAGAAGUUGACAGUCAUGAGUGGAUCUGUCAUAAAGGAGAUGAAAAAAAUCGAGGAGAAGAGCUCGAUGAUUCUCCUUCUCAUGAGGAUCUGCACUUCGUUGGAGGUCAAACCGCUUUGCUUGAAGAAAUUCAACUGGGGCGAGGCGAAUGACGAGAGCACGUCCACUGGCGUAAUGAGUCCUUAUGACAAGUUGGAGAAUUUCUGGGAACAAUUCAAUGACGUGAAAGCAGAAGUCAUCGCUAUUAAGAGAGAGAAAAAUGUAGUCAUGGCGGAGAAUAAGAGACUGAGGGCUUCUCUGAAGACUUACUUGGUCACAGUCGCCAGAAUGCCAGGAUCUAGGCCUCAGACGUCCAUUUAA